Prorocentrum cordatum is the source of this 651-nucleotide messenger RNA. The record is from the annotation of a GenBank genome assembly. Lineage: Eukaryota; Dinophyceae; Prorocentrales; Prorocentraceae.
AUGCCAGAGCCCGAUGGUUCUACAGGCAAGUGCUUUGAGAUGGUCGAGUACACGACGACGGAAUGUCAUAAGACUGCUGGGGGAUCUGUUCAACGUUUCUGCAAGUGCGAGGGCGACGACGCCGUCCAACCUCCGUGCCCCGGCAGUGACGUCGCGGAUCCCGUCACGGAUCCCGCUGCGGCGCCUGCGUGCGAGCGCCGGGGCAGUGGCUGCGAGAUCGAGUGCACGGAGAGCGACUUCUUAGCAGAGUGCGACGGCACAUCGUGUUGCGAGCUCUUCCAGCAGGCCCUCGUGGAGCUCGGCGCUGGCGGCGACAGCUCGGACCCCAGCGAGGAGGUCAGCUGCAGCAAGGUCCACGAGAUCAUGGCGAACGAGUGCAGUUCGUGUGCGGCGUGCGCGGCCCGGGAGGAGGAGGGCGGCGCGAGGCUCCUGAAGGACGGCCCGGUGUCGGCCAGGCGGGGGUCUUCAGGGGCCGCGGUAGCGGCCGCUCUCGCGGCCCUCGGAGCAGCUGCUGUCGCUGUGCUCGGAGUGGCCGCGGUGGCGCUCAGGCGCUGGGGCGCGGCCCAGGCGCCGGCCGACGCGGGCGAGGGUCCGGAUGAAGAGCUCCUGCCGGAGAAAGCCCCGGGGUCAAGUUCAACCGCGGAACGCUGA